Messenger RNA from Malus domestica (apple), 1899 nucleotides. RefSeq names its product lysine histidine transporter-like 8. Gene Ontology annotation, cellular component: membrane. The record is from RefSeq and is a predicted model, not a curated record. Lineage: Eukaryota; Viridiplantae; Streptophyta; Magnoliopsida; Rosales; Rosaceae. Gene Ontology annotation, molecular function: amino acid transmembrane transporter activity. Gene Ontology annotation, biological process: amino acid transmembrane transport.
AAAAACUUAUACUGAAUUGAUCUAUUUAAUUUCCCAGUGUAUAGAGAGGUCUCUAUAUAUAGACUAAGGUACGAGUUAUUAAUGUAAGUGGCUAGCUUUAUUUCUUGUGAGAAACUAAGGGAGAGGACGAGAUAGAAGAGCUAGCUAGUGAGAGAACUUGAAAUAAAAUGUCUGAAACAGGAGGUGAUGAGAUAACCCCAGCCCCAAUAACACCGGGGCCGCCUAUGCCACCUACAGAAGAUCCUCCAGCGUCUAAGUCUCGGGUACAACCACUGCUGAUCCCUGCUUCAACCACCACCACCGGUGGUGGUGACCAGAUAACACUAAAAACCCCGAAAACUUUAACCCCAAAGUCUCGUACUCCACGGUUCAUGACACCAAUAGGGAGCCCCGUUAGGAGGGCUUUCCACCUCACAAGGCUUGACCCUCAAGAUGCUUGGCUUCCAAUCACUGAAUCUAGGAACGGUAACGCUUACUAUGCUGCCUUCCACACUCUUUGUUCUGGUAUUGGAAUUCAAUCUCUUGUGCUUCCUGUGGCCUUUCCUUAUCUUGGGUGGACAUGGGGUGUUAUAUGUAUGACUUUGGCAUUCAUAUGGCAACUUUACACUUUAUACUUGCUGGUCCAACUUCAUGAAUCUCCUGAAACUGGCAUCCGUUAUUGCAGAUACAUUCAACUUUGCAAUGCAACUUUUGGUGAGAAGUUAUCGAAGUUCUUGGCCUUAUUCCCGAUUUUGUACCUAUCGGGCGGCACGUGCGUGGCUCUGAUUGUCCUCGGAGGAGCAACAUCAAAGUCGUUCUUCCAAAUUGUGUGUGGAGCUACAUGCACUGCAAGGCCAUUGACACCAGCAGAGUGGUACUUGGUGUUUACAUGCGCCGCAGUGAUUCUGUCGCAGCUACCAAACUUGAACUCCAUUGCCGGAGUGUCUCUUGUUGGUGCCAUCACAGCUAUUGGCUACUGCACAAUCAUAUGGGUUGUGUCUGUGGAUAAGGGUAGACUUCCUCAUGUGUCUUAUGAUCCCUUGAAAUCCAACAAAAACCUCAUUCACUUUUUUGAUAUUCUCAAUGCACUUGGAAUGAUUGCCUUUGCCUUCAGAGGCCACAACCUUAUACUUGAGAUUCAGGCCACAAUGCCAUCCAAUGAAAAACAUCCAUCACGCGUGCCAAUGUGGAGGGGUGUCCAAAUUUCAUACACUCUCAUAGCAAUGUGCCUUUUCCCCCUUGCAAUUGGAGGCUAUUGGGCAUAUGGUCAGAUGAUACCACAUCAAGGAGGCAUGUUUGCGGCCUUGUACGGCUUCCAUAUGCGUGACACAUCCCGAUUGGUUCUCGGACUAGCAAGUUUGUUUGUUGUAAUCAAUGCUUUGUGCUCCUUCCAGAUCUAUGGCAUGCCGAUGUUUGACGAGAUGGAGUCACAAUACACUAGGAGGUUUAAGAAGGCAGCUCCAUGGUGGCUUAGGGCUAUCAUGAGAGCUAUGUAUGCUUAUGGAUGCUACUUCUUAGCCGUGGCCGUACCUUUCUUGGGAAGCAUAGCUGGUUUGCUAGGAGGGAUAUCAUUGCCGGUGACAUUAGCAUAUCCAUGUUUCAUGUGGCUAAAGAUCAAGAAACCCAAGAAGUACAGUCUAAGUUGGUGGGUAAAUUGGGUAUUAGGGACUGUGGGAAUUCUUUUAAGUAUCCUGUUGAUUGCUGCUGGUGUUUAUGUUAUAAUUGACACUGGUAUUACAGUGAGCUUUUUCAAGCCUCAGUGAUUGCCAAGCAAUGUCAAACGAUGACAUGUUGUGUCCGGAAUUCUAAACUCUAGCUACUAAUUAUUCUCCCUUGAGCCAAAAGCUUAAGUAGCCUAUGUAGUUUUCCUGUGGAUGUUUAAAGAAUGAAAUUAAUAUUAGAGUGAAUUGUUUCCACACA